ACUUUUCGCGUCGUUUACGACCUAACCUUACUUUUUACUUUCUUUUCUAUUUAUUUUCAUUUCAAUUUCCAAACAAAACAUUCAAACAAACACUAACAUUUGUAUUUAUCAACAAAAUUGUCUUGUCUGUAUUUAACCAGGUCAGAAUGUCUGACGACGAAAUCCCCUACGUGAAAAAAACCAAAACAAUUCACUACGGCUCCCUGGAAGACUCCGAAAGGGCUCGCAUCGAAGCCGAACAAAAUGAAGAGGCGAGCAGCAGCUCCGAUUCCGAGCCCGGGGCUCCGCCGCCGCCCCCCGAAACUAACAACGAAUACAUGGAGCUCGAAGAGUCGAUGGCCAGAGACAAACAGGCCUUGCUGGAAGAAUUCGAGAGGCGCAAAAAAGCACGCUCUAUAAAUGUUUCGACCGAUGAUGGGGAGGUCAAAAGGAAUUUACGUCAAUUGGGAGAACCUAUUUGUCUUUUUGGAGAAGGUCCUGCAGAUAGACGGAGUCGGUUAAGGGAUAUUUUAAGUAGACUAGGUGAGGAUUCAGUUAUCAGGAGGGAAGCUGAAGAAGAAAGAAAACUUUAUGAAAAAGAUCAGGAACAAACUUGGUACCAUGAAGGCCCAGAGAGUUUGAGAAUAGCUAGAUCUUGGAUAGCUCAUUAUUCCCUGCCCAGAGCCAAAGAAAGAUUAGCAGAAGCCAGACUACUUUUGGAACUACCUUCGACAACCAAAACAGCCAAAUACCAAGAACUCCAAAAGAAACUUCAACAAAUGGCCAUAUAUUCAUCACAAGUAGGCGACACAAGACCAAUUUCAUAUUGUCAAUUUUCCCCCAACGGCCAACUCCUAGCCACAGCCUCCUGGAGUGGAUUAUGUAAAGUUUGGACUGUACCCAAUUGUGAAUUGAAACAAACUUUAAAAGGCCACACCUGCAAUGUCGGAGCCAUAGUUUUUCAUCCGAAAGCGACAAUCUCGCAAGAGGAGAACAUCUGCAAUAUGGCCUCAUGUGCAGCAGAUGGAUCCGUUAAACUGUGGGACUUUAAAGGAGAAGAACCUAUAGCCGACAUUGAAGGACACAUGCCUCAUAGAGUUUCUAGGAUAAAUUUUCAUCCUUCUGGAAGAUUUUUAGGUACUUGUUGUUUUGAUAAUUCUUGGAGAUUAUGGGACUUGGAACAAUGUACUGAAGUGUUGCAUCAGGAAGGACACGUUAAACCAGUUUAUUGUAUAUCAUUCCAAAUUGAUGGUUCAGUAUGUGCUUCAGGGGGUUUGGACUCAUUUGGGAGAGUUUGGGAUUUGAGGACUGGAAGGUGUAUUAUGUUUAUGGAAGGUCACUUGAAGUCAAUAUACGGUAUUGAUUUUUCUCCAAACGGUUAUUAUUUGGCCACAGCAAGUGAGGACAAUACUUGUAAAAUUUGGGACUUAAGGAAGCGCGCUUCUCUCUAUACAAUUCCUGCACAUAAUAAUCUGAUUUCUGAUGUAAAGUUUCAAAGAGAUGAUGGUAACUUUUUGGUGACUGCUUCAUAUGACAAUACAGUAAAAGUUUGGUCUAACAAAACGUGGCAGCCGUUAAAAACACUUUCAGGACAUGACGGUAAAAUUAUGUCCUGUGACAUUUCACCAGACAGUAAUUUUAUUGCUACUAGUUCGUAUGAUAGGACUUUUAAAUUGUGGGCACCAGAAUAGAUUUAAGUUUAAUCGUAUUUUUAUAAUUUACUUAUAUAACAUAUGAAUAAAUAUUCUAGUUUGAAGUUAUACUUCUAAUUUGCCUUAUUGAGGCAACAAGUUUAGGCAAAUAUCCUAUACUUUGCACUUGAUAUUGGUCUGUGGGUAUAUUCAAUAGCAAUGACACUUGUUGAAGAUUGUCAGCCAUGGUUAUGCCUAAAUCUUGCAGGACGUUAUUCAAAUAACCUGUGAAAAAAUGUUUUAAUGGAAUACAUUGUCGUGUAAAAAUACUUACUUAUAUCAUGAACUAGUUGUCUUCUGGCAGCUUGGCUAAGCUUGGGUAUAGACAUGAUUUUAUCACAAAAUCCAUUGCAAGUGCCCCUAGCGACAAUUUGCAAAAAUAUUUGGGCUAAAGCUCCUUCAGUAUCUGGUGCGUCUGCGUAUUCUUGGUCUAUGGAUUUAAGUGCGCAAGAUAAUGAGGGAUUUUCUUUGAAUAAAAACGGUUCUAAAUGUUGGGGUAGUUCCAUUAGGUAUUGGCCAAUCUGGAAAAUAAUUUAUAGUUAACAGCUAAUCAUUGUUCUCA
Ceutorhynchus assimilis (cabbage seed weevil) is the source of this 2232-nucleotide messenger RNA. The record is from the annotation of a GenBank genome assembly. Lineage: Eukaryota; Metazoa; Arthropoda; Insecta; Coleoptera; Curculionidae.